UCUUAUUUGGUCUUUGCUGUUUGCAGUUACUUGUUUAUAUGUAAUGCUAAACAGAAAUUUCAUAUUAUGAACAUGAAUCCCGAUUUUCUGUUUUUGGUGCAACAGCAAUGGGGGAAUUCCAUUUUUUUAAUCAGUAAAAAUAAAUGUUUCUGAUUUCAUUGUACUGAAGUACGUGCAUCCCUGAGAUUCUAAGCCAGUGUCAAUUUCUUUAAGUGUUUACCCUUACUUUUCAACUGUAUACUUUCAAAUCUAUUAAAUGUAGACCUAUUGCUUUUUUUUUAACCCUUAGCUAUAUACUGGGUUUGAAUGCGAAGCUUUUCUUUCUUGUCUUCCCUCUCCAGGACAUUGGAAGGAUAAUGAAACUUCUUCAAUCUGGGGACCUGUGGAGCUGGUGGCUGUCAUUGCAGGACCAGUCUUUCUUGUGUUCAUCAUUAUGAUUAUAUACGUUUUUGUCUUCAAUCACCAUCCACGUGUGUACCACAAUCGUCAGCGAUUGGACAUGGAGGAUCCCUCUUGUGAGAUGUGUCUAUCGAAGGAUAAGACUCUGCAAGAUCUAGUCUAUGAUUUGUCUACUUCUGGCUCUGGCUCAGGCUUACCACUGUUUGUCCAGCGUACUGUGGCACGAACAAUUGUCCUCCAAGAAAUCAUUGGCAAAGGUCGUUUUGGGGAAGUGUGGCGUGGGCGAUGGCGUGGUGGUGAUGUAGCUGUGAAAAUUUUCUCAUCACGGGAAGAGCGAUCAUGGUUUAGAGAAGCUGAAAUCUAUCAAACAGUCAUGUUGCGCCAUGAGAACAUUCUGGGAUUUAUUGCUGCAGACAACAAAGAUAAUGGCACUUGGACACAAUUAUGGCUGGUCUCUGAUUACCAUGAGCAUGGCUCUCUGUUUGAUUACCUCAACCGAUAUACUGUAACUAUUGAAGGGAUGAUUAAAUUGGCUCUGUCUGCUGCCAGUGGUUUGGCACAUCUGCACAUGGAAAUUGUGGGGACUCAAGGAAAACCUGGCAUUGCACAUCGUGACUUGAAAUCCAAAAAUAUAUUAGUGAAGAAAAAUGGAACUUGUGCCAUUGCAGACCUUGGUCUAGCUGUCCGCCAUGAUUCUGUUACUGAUACAAUUGAUAUUGCCCCUAAUCAAAGAGUUGGAACAAAACGUUACAUGGCCCCCGAGGUUCUUGAUGAAACAAUAAACAUGAAGCAUUUUGAUUCAUUUAAGUGUGCUGAUAUCUAUGCCCUUGGCCUGGUUUAUUGGGAAAUUGCUCGCAGGUGCAACUCAGGAGGUAUUCAUGAAGAAUAUCAGCUUCCAUACUAUGACCUUGUGCCCUCUGACCCAUCCAUUGAAGAAAUGCGAAAAGUGGUAUGUGAACAGAAACUACGACCAAACAUUCCCAAUUGGUGGCAGAGUUAUGAGGCUUUGCGAAUUAUGGGGAAGAUGAUGCGAGAGUGCUGGUAUGCCAACGGAGCAGCACGACUAACAGCUUUACGCAUCAAGAAAACUCUCUCUCAACUCAGUAUCCAGGAAGAUGUGAAAAUUUAGACUGCAAGCACCAUCUUGAGGAAAGUGCACAAAAAGCUGCCAUGCAAGAAUUGAUGUGGUGAAGAAGGCCUACCUCGUCUUUGUAUUCAGCCUGCUGCUAUCAACUGGACAGCUUGGCCUGCAGGUGGCCAGGUGAGGAAGAUCGACAUUAAAGACUUCACUCACUCAAGAGUGAAACGCAUCUUUUUUUGAAUUCCCUCUCGAGAGCGUUCUGAGGGGCUUGUAUAGGAGAAUGUCAGUCACAAUAUAACCUUGUUUCUCUUAUGGAAAUCCCUGUAAAUUUGAGUUAUGUGCUGAUUAGGGGAAGCCUUGUGGCUUGGCAGAAGAAGAUACUUUCUUGUGGAUUAAAAAGUGUGGCAAGGGGAAGGUUUUGAGGACUGCCGUGUACACACAGGCACCUUGUGUGCACUUUGUCUGGCCAGAUAGUGGCCCUUUUCUAGCUCAACAGAUCCUAAGCCAGAACUACAGUGUGUGCAUGUGCAAAGGUAUGCAUCCCUUUGCCCCAUAGGUGUGUAUUGUGUCUGCUUGUGGUCCUGUGCAUGUUGAAAAUGUAGAGCGUCCUUUUGUGAAGUGCAGGUGCUAAUUCCUUAUUUCUCACUAGCUGAUAAUUAGCUGUCUUCUCACUAGGAAGGAGUAGGGUUCUGCCCUGCUAAAUAGUAGACUUGGGGGGGGGGUGUUUCACUGCCAUUCUUCCCCCUUUUUAAAGCAGGGAAAAUACUUUGAUUGUGCGUGUUUGUUUUUUAGUUUAAAAUUGUCCCAUAAUGGGUAGCAAUGGAAAGAGUUGUAGAAGAAUUAGGUAUCUGCUGAAAUUGGUGCUUUCCUACUUAAAGAAAGACAAACGAAGUUGACCGUUUAGGAUCAUUGCCCUUCCAUUUCUCAAGGUGCCUUUGGCAGAACAACUCCAGUGUUUUACAUUUCUCUACCAAAUGAAAUGGCUACGGAGAAAUAUGCACUCAGAGACUUCCUGGCAACAUUUGUCCUUUCAAGGAUCAAUGACUGCAAAAUAAAGCUGGUGUGUGUGUGUGUGUGUGUGUGUGUGUGUGUGUGUGUGUGUGUGUGUUUAUGUGUACAUAUAUAUAUAUAUAGAUAGACAGUUAAAUAUAAUAUGGUCUCCCUUAUUCUGGAAGCUACUUUGUGUCACUUGGGCAUGGGAUGGGGUGGGAUAGGGAAGGAUUGGGACUGGAUUAACUGCAUGCAUUUUGUUUGAAUUAAAUGAUCAGGGCAUAGUAGGACUGAUUAGGCUGUCACAUCUUUUGGGCGGGGGGGGGGGGACAGCCUCAGAUUGUAUUGUGAUGCAGAUAAUGCAUUAGACUCCAUUAUGUGUAGAUUGGGUGUUUGAUAGAUAACUCCUGAAGCCAUAACAUUUAACUGGAGUGGUUUGAUUAUUUUUUUUAAUUCUUAUUUUAACGGAGGGGCUGGAUUUUAACUUUUUUUACUAUUGUUUAUAAAAUAGAUAAUUACCUCUCAUUUGUUUAUAAAGAAAUCACUGCAAAAAAAGAAAAAAAACUGAGAAAUGCACACAGCUCAAUUUUACACUGGAACUGUUUCUAUAUAAACCAUGAACCCUUGACUACUAAGAGGAGGAGUUAUCCCUUCUUGGACUGGGGAUUUUAUAAGAAUAUAAAACAUUCUGUAUUUGUUGUUUGUCAGAGUAGGCAUGUGUACGUCUUUCCUUCCCUCUCCCUUAACCUUUCUGUGUCUUUGAUUGUAUUCUAUACAUUGCAGAGUUGCAUUGUGUAUUAGAGUCAAUUUGAGAUGUUCCUUUAGGUCUGUAACAAGUUGUAGCUUCCUUUAAUGCUGUGUUUUGAAAUCUCAGGCGCUUUUGUUUGUAGGCAUAUUGGGAUUUGUGCUUUUGAUUGUAAAACUUGCCCUUUUCUAUUAUUUUGGUCUGAUCAUUUCUGAGCCAGAGACCACCACCAAUCUCUAGCAAAGGGACACCAUUUACUAAAAUCUUCCAUGCAUUUCUGAUCUAAAGUAAAAGGCACCUUGAAAUUUAUGUUAAUCAUAUAUUUUCAUAAAUAAGAAAUGGCAUCUAUGAUUGCUGGAGUUGGAAUUGAGAACAACGUAUCACGAAGAUUUACACUUGGAGCUCAGGUAAUGGAAACGUUCAUGUGUAUAAUUUUACUGUCAAAUCCACCUCCAAUUAAAAGAGCCAUUUGAUUUUCAUAGAUAAGUUGAAGAUUUUAAGUGAUAGACAUGAAAUUAACUUGAGGCUAAAAAGUGUGUAUUUCCCUUAAAUAUAUUUUGUUUCCAAGUAUUCCCAAGUGUUAAAUAAUUUUGCCAAAGUGUGUGUUCUUUUCAUAUUGCAUACUUCUUGACAUUUUAUUCCUACAGCUUAGAGCAGUGGAUCUCAACCUGUGGGUUACGACCCCUUUGGGGGUCGAACAACCCUUUCACGGGUCACCUAAGACCAUCGGAAAACACAUAUUUUCGAUGGUCUUAGGAACCGAGCCAUAAUUUUAUGGUUGGGGGUCACCACAACAUGAGGAACUGUAUUAAAGGGUCGUAGCAUUAGGAAGGUUGAGAACCACUGGCUCAGAGGCAGAUAUAUAAAGUCAAUUUAAAUUGGAAUAGAAUUCCCCCAAUUACGCCUUAUGGUAAUUUGCUACAAAUAUUAUAUCAGUUGCUUCCUUCUCAGAAUAAAUCAGUUCUAAUUCUGCAUGAAAGGUCAUUUAUUUAAUAGUGCCUGUGAUCUGCUCGAAUCCCAUCAAAAACUGAGGAAUUGUACAACAUCAAAACAAAAAAUUCCAACCUAUAACAAUAGCCAAAUUCAAAUACUUAUCAAUAACAAAAAAUAAUUACAGAGAGCAGAAAUAAAAAGAUAAGAUGGUCAUCCAGGAUCAAAAGUGCACUGAAAUAAAAUAGAUUUAACCUGUUUACAUUAGGUGGGGACUGCAUGUACUUUUGCAGGGAGAAUAUUCCCUGAGUUGGGGGAUAUUAUAAACCUCACAAGGGAGAGAAUUUUCAGACACGUUCUUGAUGACUAAACCAGUGAACACUGGUAUAUUGCCUGUAUGUGUCCCACUUUGUGCCAUUUAGGGCUCUAUGGCUAAUGGCCAGCACUUUGAAUUGGGCCCAGAAGCUUACCACCUACCUAUGCAGGAUCUUUAAUAUAGGUGUAAUUCUGGCUAGAUGGGGCUAUCUUGCCAAUAAUCUUACUGCCACAUUUUGUAUCAGGUACAGCUUCCAGAUUGUCUUCAAAGGCAGCUCAUUGUAAUAUACAUUGCAGUAGUCAAGUAGUAAUGAAAAUCUGAGUUAUUGAAAACAAAGCAUCCUGUUCUAUUUAGGAUUGUAAAUAGCACAAAGCCACAGUUUCCACCAGUCAUUUAAGUAGAAAUUGUGAAUCAUGCAGACCUCAAAUUGACAACUACAUCCUUCAGGGGGAGAUAAUGCAGUCCAGAAUGGUCUACUGAUCAUUAUGAACCCUGCCUUGCAGAAUUUUAUGUUAGCUUGCUCCAUCCAAACCUCACAGAUGCUGGUUCAAAACAUCUAUAGGGUUGUGAAGUAUAAUAGAGCAUUGGCAGUCCUUAGGGUUCAAAGAAGGUACUAUAUUUUAUAGUUGAUACUGUCCACAGGUUUUUUCCCCCCAGUUUUUGAUAGCGCCUUAUUUUCAAAGCUGGUGAAGACUUCACAGCACAGGGCUUGCCAGCAUGUUCUGUCAUUAGUUGUGGCUUCUAGUUCCCACGGCUGGGUGUCACAGUGGCCUAGGGUUUCAUUCAGUGUCUUUGUAGAGCUUCCAGAGCAACUGGCAAGGCAUACAGUGGUCAUCCAUGCUGAGGACAUAUCCCACCCAAGUCCUCUGACCUCUGAUAAUUAGGGACUCAGUACUGGUGGACUCUGCAUAAUCCAGGACUCCCAGUUUGGAGACUGUCUUGCCAAUGAAUGCCAAGGGUUGAUUGGAGAGCGCACAUGUGAAAUUUCUCCAGUUUGAUAUGUCUUUGAUGCAGAGUCCAGAACUCACAUUUAUAUAAGAGGGAUGGGCUAACCACAGCUCUGUAGACUUUUUGCUUCGUGGAGAUAUGGAUGCUGUAUUGAUUGAGCACUCUAGUACAUAGCCAUCCCAGUACUUGACUAUCCAUGCUGAUCCUGGAGUCAAUUUCUUUCUCCAAAAACCGUCACUCAAGAUGACUCUUCCAAAGUAUUAAAAGCUACUUAUCAGCUUAGCUUGAACCAGUAAAUCACCUGUUACACCAUUUCAUAUAGUUUUUAAACAACAUGGAGCCCUGAGGGAUCCCACACUGAAGCUUUCAUGGAUUCAGGUGCAUCUCCCACAAGUCAUUGACUGACCACACUCUCAGGUAGGAGCAGAACUACUGUAAAAUGGUGCCUCAAACUCCCUGUAUGAAGGACACCAUGGUAUUCUUGAUGGCAUUUGUACACUGCUUGGUUCUGAUAAAACCAAGAGGGGCAUAGUCCCCUCACCCCAUCUGCAUCUGAAGGAAGUUUCCCUAUCAGGAAAGCCAGUGCCAUUUUUGUUCCAUAAUCAUGUCUGGAUCCUGACUGAACAGGGUCCAGAUAAUCUGCUCCCUCUAGGAUCUUCUCUAGUUAAUUACCCAGUAUUUCUCAACACCAUUUCCUAGGAAGGGUAGAUUACAACAUAUAGGGCAAACUUUUAUCAAACUUUAUCAAGCUGAACCCAGGCUUUUCUUCUUCAGUUACCCCCUUCAAAGCAGGCGACAUCAGCUUCUCUCAAGCAUAAAUAACCUACCAGUUCCAGCUGAUCACACCCUAGCCAGCCACCGAAUGAGUCGAGAAUACAACAUUUUGGUGGGGGAUCAGGCUAUACUUGGAUUCCACAAACUCAAAAUAAUCCAGAUCAUAUCUGUUGGCACCUCAGCUCUGCCCUCUUGGCAUCCAAUCCAGAGAGGACAAGAACCAUUUUAUUCAUAAAGAAACCCUCAAAUUAAUCCAGCAGUAUUGGACUCUUUAGAAUUUUUUUCCUUUUUUUGUUUCAUGACAAAGUAAAAAUGACCAAAGGAUUGUUUUUCCUAAAUGGAAAACAGGAACAUUUACCUGAUUUCAAAUUGUAGGCAUAUUCAAAAAAAGGUCCCUCAAACUGCACUGUUUUAAUCAAGCAGAGUUGGGUGCUUAUUUAAGACAUUUCUUUGAUGUGUCUUUAUCACUCCAAUAACAUAGUUAGCUACUGCAGUUGGCAUUUUUGACUAAGAGGAGCAAAUAUCCUUUCUAUGGUAACAAUAGCAUUCCUUCCAUUCCUAACCAUUCAUUCAUAGUUACUUAAAAAAAGUAGGAGGUUCCAUUGCAAAUUAAACCAGUAACUGUCAUGGUACUUUGAGGGUUUUUUUCAUGAAAUUUUAGUCCAAUGGCCAAAUAACCCAGCCCUGGGGUUACAAAUAGCAGGAUAGAAUCCCAAUGCUGGAUUCCAUUUGGGGAACAUCAGCCAGCUUUAUCCGAACAGACUAGAGUCCUGAUAUGAAAUUUCCCAGUAGAAAACUGCAUUUGCAAUGCCCCUAAUCUUUUCCAAAACUUACACAGUAUAACUUACAGUUGGGGGUCACACCGGCUUCAGAAUAGAUCAUUCUUGGUACUAUUGUCUUGUCUCUUCUGUCUUUCUUGUCCCAAAAAUGGAUUCCUUCUUGAUCUUUAUAUUUGUUUCAGGUUUUAUAUGUUUUACUAGAGAAAGACUGUAAAAUAGCCACUUAGACACUUUAUCUCCUCAGUAUGCAAAUGUAAAUAGAUGUAAUAUAGGAAAGAAAUCUUUUGUUUUAAUAUAAGAAUGAGGCUGUCAAAUUUUUGGUUGUACAUUAUUAAAAGUUUGUUUUUAUUCACAUAAA
Molecule: messenger RNA, 7320 nt
Organism: Pseudonaja textilis
Lineage: Eukaryota; Metazoa; Chordata; Lepidosauria; Squamata; Elapidae
Source: RefSeq, a predicted model, not a curated record